Durio zibethinus is the source of this 1783-nucleotide messenger RNA. Its product is annotated as flavin-containing monooxygenase FMO GS-OX-like 9. NCBI's taxonomy places the organism in Eukaryota, Viridiplantae, Streptophyta, Magnoliopsida, Malvales, Malvaceae. The record is from RefSeq and is a predicted model, not a curated record. Gene Ontology annotation, molecular function: flavin adenine dinucleotide binding; NADP binding; N,N-dimethylaniline monooxygenase activity.
UUUUUUUUCAUUUUAUAUAUGUUUUUACAUUUUCUAAUGUUUAGCUUCCUAAGUUUGCGUGAAUAAUGUUUACUAUAAAAGGCCCACAAACAAGGACAUAGCUCAUAACAAAUUCGUAUCAUUCACCCUACAAAAAAGUUUGUGCAACCACAUAUUUUUGUUGCAUACCAACCUCUUUGCCAUAAUCCGGCAGUGAACAACCAUGGUUUCUGAUGGGGGGCACUCGAAGAAUGUGUGUGUUAUCGGUGCCGGACCGUCAGGGCUGGUGGCGGCGAGGGAGCUGAGGAAGGAAGGUCACACUGUGGUGGUUUUGGAGCAAAACCAUGAUGUCGGUGGCCAGUGGUUGUAUGAGCCUAAUGUAGAGAGUGAAGACGCUUUAGGAAAGAACAAAUUUCUAAGUGUACAUAGUAGCAUUUAUGACUCUCUAAGGACUGCAUCCCCUAGGGAGAUCAUGGGAUACAGUGAUUUCCCAUUUUUGGUGAAGAAAGGUAGGGACAUGAGGAGAUUUCCAGGCCAUAAGGAACUUUGGUUGUACCUAAAAGAUUUUUGUGAGUGGUUUGAGUUGGAAGAUAUGAUAAGGUUUAACACAAGGGUUGAGUAUGUGGGAAUGUUGGAUUAUGGUGAGUUUGGGAAAGAUCUAAAAUGGGUCGUGAAGAGCAAAGAAAAGAAUACUGAGAAAGUGGUGGAAGAGGUGUUUGAUGCUGUGGUUGUAGCCACUGGUCAUUACUCUCAUCCUAGAUUGCCCUCAAUUAAAGGAAUGGAAUCAUGGAAAAGGAAGCAAAUGCAUAGUCACAUUUACAGAGUUCCAGAGCCAUUUCGAAAUGAGGUGGUGGUGAUUGUUGGGAGCUCCCAAAGUGGGCAAGAUAUAUCAAUGGAGAUUGUGGAAGUGGCAAAGGAAGUUUACAUGAGUGCCAGAUCCCUUGAUAUUACUGAGGGUUUAUCCAAAGUCAUUUCCAAGCAUCAGAACUUGCAUCUUCAUUCACAGAUAGAGUGCCUUCAAGAAGAUGGGAUGGUUCAAUUUGGGGAUGGCUCUUGUGUCAUAGCUGAUACUAUCAUAUAUUGCACAGGGUAUUCAUACACAUUGCCAUUUCUUGACACCAAAGGAAUAGUAGUUAUUGAUGAUAACAGAGUGGGACCUCUUUUUGAGCACACUUUCCCUCCAUCACUUGCUCCAUCCCUCUCCUUUGUAGGCAUUCCAAGAAAGCUGAUAGGGUUCCCUUUCUUUGAGUCACAAGCAAAAUGGAUAGCACAAGUGCUUUCAGGGAAAAGAAGGUUGCCAUCAUGGGAUGACAUGAUGCAGUCCAUUAAGGAGUUUUAUCACUCUAGGGAACUUGCUGGUAUUCCAAAGUAUAACACACACGACCUUGCUGAUUUCCAGUAUUGUGAUAAAUAUGCAGAUUAUAGCGAAUCUCCACAUUUGGAAGAAUGGAGGAAACAACUGUGCAUGUCAUCCAUAGUAAACUCUAUUGCCAACUUGGAGACUUACAGGGAUUCAUGGGAUGAUGAUGAGUUGCUCCAAGAAGCUCUCCAAAGCCCUCAUUUCACUCAACUUGGGCCUCACCCUUAAUUUUGCUGUUUAUUUUGCUUUAAUCUUCUUCAUCUUGUUUUUAUUUUGAACCUAAGUUCUAAGGCUUUGCUUGUCAAGAAAUGUGCAUUUUGUUGUAUUGUAUGGUGAUUGGUGAAGGUUUAUUGGUUAAAUAUGUAUAUCUUUCUUUCAAUUUGUAAGCAAAAAUUGUAUUAUUUUUUGCUUUCAAAAGUCAAAGAAAAAUGCAUCACAAAAUUA